Messenger RNA from Erigeron canadensis, 1792 nucleotides. RefSeq lists its product as uncharacterized. The transcript is spliced from 6 exons. Lineage: Eukaryota; Viridiplantae; Streptophyta; Magnoliopsida; Asterales; Asteraceae. The coding region runs from base 1 to 1374 and encodes 457 amino acids. The record is from RefSeq and is a predicted model, not a curated record.
AUGGACUCAUCAUCAUCCAAAUCGAAGCAAAUCCAUGAUAAUUCUCGAAUCAUCGUCCCUGAACCGUUGGAUCAUUGGCAUUUUCUGGAUGAAAUCGAAGCACCUAUGUGGUUUGAUCUCAGCUUGUGUGAUUCGAAAAAUAACGAUGAAAUAUUGUAUGCUGAAUUCCGAUGUUAUUAUUUGUUUUGUUGUAGUGAUGAUGACGACUCGUGGUUUGAGAUAAGUCAUGAGUUUCAUCAAUGUUCCUCAAGCCAUUUGAUUUCUAAAAUCUUUCAUCCUAAAAGCUCGAUAAGCAUACAAGAACCUCCUUCACCAAAGAUUCCUUCCUCGGUGUCAAAGUCUCGAGGUAAAAGCUACAAGUUAAAAGAGUGGGAGCAGAGGAAGUGCAAGGCUGCCUCUAACAAGCAACAGCCAGUCAAAACCUUAACUAGGAAGGCUUAUGAAAGUAGAGGAUCUAGUAACAUGACGAAAACUGUUACCACGGUUAAAAAGUUGAAAGGAAAUGAAGGCCCAAAAGCAAGUUCUAGCUGUGAAAGUGGUCUCACUAACAACUCUAAGUCGAAAGUUUCGAUAACCAGUUUGUCGUCUGUAACAAGACAAGAGCAACACAAUGAGAGCAGUUCAAGGAGCACAAUUACAUCGGAUAACAGUGGCCAGAAUGAAAAGAAGAGCUUGGAGUCAUCUUGUCAAACAUCAAGUCAAACUGGUGGGCUAUUGGCAUCAUUGAGGGUCAAUCUCAGAAAAAGUUGUGCCACGAGACCGGCAGCAAGGGUUGUAGCUAAUGGUGGGAGGAGCUCAGUAGGCUGCAAAUCUUCUUCAAGUAAAUCAAGUGUGGGGUCCACUUUGGACCAAGGUUCGAAUAGUAAGAGUUCCAUUCCUGGAAAUGUGCAGAAGAGUAUUAUGGGAGUCUCUCGGCCAUUGAAGGACAAAGCAAAAGUUCAAAACCCUACAAAGCCCUCUGCGUUAAAUGUUCAGAGUUCGUCUAAUAGACAAGUAAACAAAUCGCUUACUUCCAAAGUAACAGCCAAUGGAAAGGUUCAACAGCAUACAUUGCAUAGAAAAGCUUUGAUUCCACUUAAGGUUAAUGAACAGAAUCAGACGAUCAAUAGAGUAACUAAGAAAGUAGGUAUUGGCAGGCGUACUACUUCUCUACCUGGUAUUAAAGAAACUGCAUUGGCAUCAACGAUUACAUGUGAGAAACCCAAAUCUAUUGAUAAGACUGUUAAAUCUGUUGCGAAUAUACAUAGAGCAUCUAAGCCAAUUGCUGCACAGAAGAGGGACAGUAAAAAGCUAAUUGACCAAAAGGAAAAAACCAACAACCGGAGCAGGGACAAGGAUACUGUGAAGCCAGCUCAAAAGGUCUACUUUCGGUAGGAAAAUUUGGCAUAAGUGUAUAGUGUAAACUUCUUUUCUGGUUACUGGAAGUGUUGCAAGAUCCAUCUCGAUAAUGGGUUCUUCACAUUUUGUUGGUACCACUCUUCUGAUAGAUGAAAGUCUCUGGCUGCAUAGAUUUACUUUAUGCUGAAAUGAGUUUAAGACAUGCAUAUUCUGAGUAUAGUAUCUGAGAAGGCUACAGUUUUCUAGUCACUUGCUAGCAUCCCUAAUGCAGUAAUGCCAUUUGUGGUUCACUAAUCAAAUAUGUAUGUCACCAUUACAUUGUUAUAGGAUAAAUCUAGUCAACCUAAAAUUUUGGGACAACCUUAAAGUGUUGAUUCUAACCUCGUUUUGGUUAACCUUAAUCCUCGACCAGUGGUAAUUUCUAAACCCAAAUAGAAGGGUUUUACAAUUGCAU